Messenger RNA from Rattus norvegicus (Norway rat), 8361 nucleotides. It is a transcript of the gene Mdga1, whose product is annotated as MAM domain containing glycosylphosphatidylinositol anchor 1. Gene Ontology annotation, cellular component: plasma membrane; membrane. The transcript is spliced from 17 exons. Bases 1198 to 4068 code for a protein of 956 amino acids. Lineage: Eukaryota; Metazoa; Chordata; Mammalia; Rodentia; Muridae. Gene Ontology annotation, biological process: cell differentiation in spinal cord; regulation of synapse maturation; central nervous system neuron differentiation. The record is from RefSeq and is marked validated.
GGAGAGCGAGAGACCGAUCGCGGAGAUGGGAGGAGGGAGAGAGGGAGGAGGGAGAGCGGGAGGCGGGGUGGUGGUGGUGGGGAGGUGGAGGAAGCGCGGAAUGAAAAGCUCGGAGGGACCAGAAAGCAGCACAGCGAAGCCCAAGUUGCCGAGCGAGCGGAGCGCUCCCGCGGCCCCGGAGCCCGAGUGGCCGCCGUGCCCGGGAGCCUGGCCCGGCCCCGCCCGCUGGGGCCCCCUCGGCCCCAGGCCGCCGGGAGGGGGGCGGGGACGCCCAACUUGGGGCGCGGCGCAGCCCCGCUCUCCCGAGAUCGCGGAGCCCGGGAAUGCCACGGCGGCGGCCAGACGGCGGGAGAGGAGCGGGGAGAGAGGAGGCGGCGGGCGGCUCCUGAGCCCAGGCCUCCGCAAGAGCGCGAAUUAUUUUCAAAGGACUCAAACUUUCCUCUUUCCCUUGCUGGCUGUGGUGCCUCUUGCUUUGGAAACGUUCUCCGGAUUCCCGCGGGGGCGCCGGGACGCGAUCACCUCCCCCGGAUUCCUCGGCGGCGGCUCGGCUAACUUCGCGGACUCGGAGACGCGGAGCGCUCGCCCCGCGGCGGAAGCCAGUCCUCGCUGCUCCGGCGCUUCAGAGGACCGGGACCCGGGCGCCCUCGCCUCCGGGAAGGGCGCUCAGCCCCGCUCCCCUGGGUCGGGCUGCGGAGCCCUCCACACCUACUGCAGGACUGGAGCCAGCGGAUUAACCAUAGCAGAGACCCGGCCUCCUGGCCUGGCUCCGCCGAGGGGCGUCCCCUGGGCGGGGAAACCACAAGUUUUGCCAGGCAUCGGUGGCCUGUUGGAUCCGCGCGCGGCCGCCACAGCAGAGAGGUCCCUCGCGCUCAGCACGCUGGGCGGACAGCCCUGGGAACCCAGGACUGCUCGGUGGCCGAGCUUUCUGGGCCAGGGAGCUGGUUGCUGCGCCCGGUGCGCAGAGGCAUCAAGGUCUGGGCCAGCGCCCCCUGCGUCUCCACCCGGGCAGCCGCCCUAUGGAAAGAGAACGGAGCCGAGUCGCGGUUUGCUUAGACUCCUAGUCUCGGUCGCCGCCCUCUCCUUCGCGUCUCAGGGAAAAGGAGGGAACGCAGAGGGCAUCGCGGUGCCCCGGCGGAUGCGCCCCCCGCCGCCUCUCAGGCUGCGCCGCCUCGUGGGGAUGAAGCACUGGCCGUGAAGAUGGAGGUGACCUGCCUUCUACUUCUGGCGCUGAUCCCCUUCCACUGUCGGGGACAAGGAGUCUACGCUCCAGCCCAGGCCCAGAUCGUGCAUGCAGGGCAGGCCUGUGUGGUGAAGGAGGAUAAUAUCAGCGAGCGGGUCUAUACCAUCCGGGAGAGCGACACCCUGGUGCUGCAGUGCCUGGUUACUGGGCACCCUCGGCCCCAGGUGCGGUGGACCAAAACUGCGGGCAGCGCAUCCGACAAGUUCCAGGAGACUUCGGUGUUCAAUGAAACUCUGCGGAUCGAGCGCAUCGCCCGCACGCAGGGAGGCCGCUACUACUGCAAGGCGGAGAACGGAGUGGGCGUGCCGGCCAUCAAGUCCAUCCGCGUGGACGUGCAGUACUUGGAUGAACCUGUGUUGACGGUGCAUCAGACGGUGAGCGACGUCCGAGGCAACUUCUACCAGGAGAAGACCGUGUUUCUACGCUGUACCGUCAGUUCCAACCCGCCCGCCCGCUUUAUCUGGAAGCGGGGCUCCGACACCCUGUCCCACAGCCAGGACAAUGGGGUUGACAUCUACGAGCCUCUCUAUACUCAGGGGGAGACGAAGGUCUUGAAGCUGAAGAACCUGCGGCCCCAAGACUAUGCCAGCUACACCUGCCAGGUGUCUGUGCGUAACGUGUGCGGCAUCCCUGACAAGUCUAUCACCUUCCAGCUCACCAACACCACGGCACCUCCAACUUUGAAGCUGUCUGUGAACGAAACUCUGGUGGUGAACCCUGGGGAGAAUGUGACAGUGCAGUGCCUGCUGACGGGCGGCGAUCCCCUCCCACAGCUGCACUGGUCCCACGGACCUGGCCCACUGCCUCUGGGUGCGCUGGCUCAGGGUGGUACCCUUAGCAUUCCUUCAGUGCAGGCCCGGGAUUCCGGUUACUACAACUGCACAGCCACCAACAAUGUAGGCAACCCAGCCAAGAAGACGGUCAACCUGCUGGUGCGAUCCUUGAAGAAUGCCACCUUCCAGAUCACCCCUGACAUGAUCAAAGAGAGCGAGAACAUUCAACUUGGUCAGGAUCUGAAGCUCUCAUGCCAUGUGGACGCGGUGCCCCAGGAGAAGGUGAACUACCAGUGGUUUAAAAACGGCAAGCCGGCACGCACGUCCAAGCGGCUGCUGGUGACCCGAAAUGACCCUGAGCUGCCCGCUGUCACCAGCAGCCUGGAGCUCAUUGACCUGCACUUCAGCGACUACGGCACUUAUCUGUGCGUGGCUUCCUUCCCGGGGUCACCUGUGCCUGACCUCAGCGUAGAGGUCAACAUCUCCUCCGAGACAGUACCGCCCACCAUCAGUGUGCCCAAGGGCCGAGCAGUGGUGACAGUUCGGGAGGGCUCUCCUGCUGAGCUUCAGUGCGAAGUGCGCGGCAAACCCCGGCCUCCAGUGCUGUGGUCCCGCGUGGACAAGGAGGCCGCCCUUCUGCCCUCGGGGCUGGCUCUGGAAGAGACUCCGGAUGGGAAGCUCCGAGUGGAGCGCGUGAGCCGCGAAAUGAGCGGCACCUAUCGCUGCCAGACGGCUCGCUAUAAUGGCUUCAACGUACGAGCCCGGGAGGCUCAGGUGCAGCUGACAGUGCACUUCCCUCCAGAGGUGGAGCCCAGUUCCCAAGACGUGCGCCAGGCGCUGGGCCGCCCUGUGCUCCUGCGCUGCUCGCUCCUGCGUGGCAGUCCCCAGCGCAUCGCCUCGGCCGUGUGGCGCUUCAAAGGACAGCUGCUGCCCCCGCCGCCUGUUCUCCCCGCCGCUGCCGCCGAGGGCCCGGACCACGCCGAGCUGCGCCUGGACGCCCUGACCCGUGACAGCAGCGGUAACUACGAAUGCAGCGUCUCCAACGACGUGGGCUCAGCCACCUGCCUCUUCCAGGUCUCCGCCAAAGCCUACAGCCCGGAGUUUUACUUCGACACCCCCAACCCCACCCGCAGCCACAAGCUGUCCAAGAACUACUCCUAUGUGCUACAGUGGACGCAGAGGGAGCCGGACGCCGUGGACCCUGUGCUCAACUACAGACUCAGCAUCCGCCAGUUGAACCAGCACAAUGCCAUGGUCAAGGCCAUCCCUGUUCGGCGUGUGGAGAAGGGGCAGCUGCUGGAGUACACCUUGACUGACCUCCGUGUGCCCCACAGCUAUGAGAUCCACCUCACACCCUACACCACCUUUGGGGCUGGAGACAUGGCUUCCCGAGUCAUCCACUACACAGAGCCUAUCAACUCGCCCAGCCUGUCAGACAAUACCUGUCACUUUGAGGAUGAGAAAAUCUGCGGAUACACCCAGGAUCUGACAGACAACUUCGACUGGACACGGCAGAAUGCGCUUACCCAGAAUCCCAAGCGCUCUCCCAAUACUGGGCCACCUACGGACAUCAGUGGCACCCCCGAAGGCUACUACAUGUUCAUUGAGACAUCAAGACCCCGGGAGCUGGGGGACCGGGCAAGGCUGGUGAGUCCCCUGUACAACGCCAGCGCCAAGUUCUACUGCGUCUCUUUCUUCUACCACAUGUACGGCAAACACAUCGGCUCCCUCAACCUUCUGGUGAGGUCCAGGAACAAAGGCACUCUAGACACGCAUGCCUGGUCCCUCAGCGGUAAUAAAGGUAACGUGUGGCAACAGGCCCACGUGCCCAUCAACCCCAGCGGACCCUUCCAGAUUAUUUUUGAGGGGGUUCGAGGCUCGGGCUACCUGGGGGAUAUUGCCAUAGAUGAUGUCACACUGAAGAAGGGAGAGUGUCCCCGGAGGCAGAUGGAUCCCAACAAAGUGGUGGUGAUGCCAGGCAGUGGAGCCCCCCGCCUGUCCAGCCUGCAGCUUUGGGGAUCCAUGACCAUCUUCCUCUUGGCGUUGCAGAGAUGAUGAGAGCUGUGUGGCCCCCACCCCACCCUGCCCCCGGCACACCAAAGUGUCCACAUCGUACCAAAGACUGACCCCUGCCAGCCGGGGUGCCCAGGGGCGGGGCCGGCCCACCAGGGAGGGGGCCUUCAUUGGCUGCAAGGAUGAGUGGAGAACGUGGACAGAGGCCAGGCCAGACUCUGGUGGUUGUUCAACACACGCACACACUCACACACACACUCACACUCACACACACAGAUAUAUUAAAGCACAAGUUUCUAUUCGACCUGCCAGCACCUUCUUUACUGUGGAGAUGGGACUUACGUGAACGGCAUCCACCACCUCCAGGGACCUUGGUGCGACACAGGCCUCAUCUUGUCUGCACACUGCACUGUGUCUGUCUGACCUUGCCCUGUCCUGACUCAAGGCCCAACUCCAGCCCAGAUGCUUGCCAGAAGGGAGCUGGAUGUGGGCAAAAUAUCAGACUUGGGCUGCCUGGAUGGAGGUCACAAGGUUCAGAGGCAGUCCAGUCGGGACUCCGUGAGCUCUCCGACUGUCCCUUGUUCAGAGGCUGACAAGGAAGGGAUAUCUGCUGCAGAGUGGACAUGUUGCUCAACUCAGAGUCCCUGACCUGUUCCUAGGAUGUCCCCUUCCCCUCCGUACUGUGCCCACUUGGAAGGGCCCCAGCCCCCUGACUCCGAUCAGCAGCUAGAUGCCACUCCAGAUAGUCCCAGCUUGGGAUUUCCAGGGAAGCCAGUGCGUGAGGACUGGUGUUUAUACCAUUUUCCAGGUGAGCAUUGGCUUUGAGGGGAGCAGAGAGUCCUGCCUCUGUGACCCCAUGUCCCCACAGAGAACAAUGAACUCACAGUGGAGUGGAUCCCGUUUCUUAGGUAUUUGGCCAGAGAGUUCUGGAAGAGGGGGUUUGGGGGGAAUGUAAGGCACUGUCUAGUCAGCCCUGUGGAGUACGGGGGCAGGGAGGGGGAGAGAUGAAUUGAGGUGGUUGUGUCUCUUUGUUCCCUGGGAGCUGAGAAAAGGUUUCUGUCCUCGGAAUUGAUAGAAUAGGGUCUAGAACUUUUCCUCUUUGGGUCCCUUUACCUGCUACCUAGCUUUCAUGGGAGAGCAGAAUCCUAGCCCCUUCCAGGAUGAGUCUAUGUACACGUGCACGUGUGUGUCAGUGUUCAAGCGUGUCUGUAUGCACAUCUCUGCGUGUGUGAGAUCCCAUGUGCCCAUCCAUGUCUGUGUACCAUCGUUGGACGGGAGUGUGCAGGAACACGAGGCAGUAAGUAGUUAGCCCCGUCUCUGUGGGUGAGCGUCAACGUGCAGUCUUCACCUCAAAGACAUGUGUGUGGGGUGCUCGCCCUGUCUGCAGUCUCAGACUGCCUGCUACAGCCUUUCCACCCCUCUGGAUGACAAAGAGCUUGCAGAUGACCCUCUUGAAGGCUAGAUCCUUGCCUGGAGGCGUGACACAGGGGCUCUUCCCUGAGCAUUUGGGAGGACAACUGGAGAGAAGAGGCUGGAACCCCGGUAUCAUGGCAAUAGCCAGAGGCACACUGAAGAUCAAGACCCUUGCUGCCUAACCCCCAACCCCACCUGGCCUGUAUCACCACCACCACCACCACCUCCACCUCCUUCAUCAUCAUUGCCAACAUCACUGGCUGCUAAAUGGUCAGGCUACAGCCAGGCAUCCUGGUACCCAACCAGUGUGGCUGCCCUUCCUGGCCCUUCAAGCCCUUUGUCUGAAGUGAAUUGCUCUGGUUUCCAGAACACGCUUCUGUGACAUCUGCAGGGUAUUGCUCCUUAACUGUCCCAUCUGUACUGAGUCUAUUGCCCCAACUCGACUGUGGGUCCCUCCUGCUCUGAGCCCCUCCAUCAUUCUUGCUGUCACUAUAGUAGAAACUGGGUGGCAUGGAUUCUAUAAGCCAGUAGUCCCUGACCAUAUAGAAUCAACUGAGCAGGGGUCAGCCUGGGUAUAGGGUGUGAUUUGAUGGCAUCAGAAUGCAGCCUGGUAUUAGAAAUGUGAAGAAGCCUCUUAGGACAACCCAAGAGGGAAAUCUGGGGUCCUCUCAACCCCAGGGUCUCUGGGCCAGCAUUGUGCUAAAGAAAUAGCUCCCCCAACUCCUCCUGGGGUUCCCACUGUACCCUGAGCCUGCUCCCCCACAUUGACCCAUUGUCCUGACUGCUUUAAUUGUGGGGAUUCUUCUCUAUAUAUCUUAGAGCCGGACUCAGGAAAGGUGCACAGUAUGUGUUAGCCCCGUGUUCCAGAACCUUCUCUAUGGUGACAGCAGCCGUGCCUGAAGGGUGUGUGGUCUGAGAUUGAAAAGCCUGUUUAAGGAACCCACCCUCAUAUGCAAGUGAACGGGGCUGGGGUGGGCAUGUCUGUGUGAGCCCACCUUUGUGCAGGGGCGGUGAGGCCGAUCUGCGUGUGCGUGUGUGUGUGCCGGAGGCAUUUAGGUGUGUGCAGGGUUGAGAGUCUAAGUGUAACUGUAGGCAGGGCAGAAGCUGUUUGCACGUGGAAGCCUGUGUGAAUUGGCCUUCCUGUACCUAGCCUUGAGGGUCCAUGUUGAGAGGUGACCUGUGAACACCCCAGUCCCAGGAGACCAGGCUGACAGGAUGUAGCAGAUCUCUUCAGUGGCAGCCUCACCCUCUGUGUUGAGGGAGCUGAGGGAAACUGUGGCCUUAAAGCAGGGAUCCCAGAGUCAAGCUCUCAGGGUUCUGGGGCCCUUUUACUCCUGGGGCCCCUACAAGUUAGUGACUGGGAGGAGAAUAGUAUUCUUGUGACCAGGCAGUGAAGCGCAGUCAGUGGGUAGCCCCCGCUUGGCUGUCCUGUCCCUGGGACCACAGGGACCACAGGUAACCUCUAUGAACCUUCAUUCAUCCUCGAAGACAAAACCUGCUUCUCCGGGCACAUUCCUCCCAUAAUUCCCUCUUCCUCACUCACCAUCCUUCUUCUCCUGUUCUCCAGAAGCACCCGUUCAGGCUGACAGGGCCUGCACGAGACUCAGAAAAGCAGGUUUUUCACAGAUUUUGAAUGCAGAAGCUGGAAGAGAGACGGGCAUGGGCAGGUCUGGCUCAGUUCUUGGAGGCCUAGUGCUACAUCCCCAGGGGUGUCCUACCGUGAGUCACUGCUCCUGCGAACCCCUUACCAGAGUAGCUACAGACAGCCGAGUGGAACUGACCCUUCUCCGGGCGCUCUCCAUGCUGCCGAGGCCCAUUACACACGUGACAGGUGUUACUUGGAUUUUUUUUUUUUUUUUUUUUGAGAGACAAACCAUCUCCCCGUCCUACUCUGGCCUCUUCUUCCAGGCCACAGACACACCUCUCCCAAGGAGAGCACAGUUGUCACUUGGAGAUUGUCACUGCUCUCUGCACAGGAGUCUGAUGUCUCAUCAUCCUGACAUUCUUCCCAGGGCCAGGAGAGCUGCAGAGGUCAUGGAGUGUUCUUGGGGUUUUCCUCUGCUUGGCCAGCUCCAUGGGGCUGAGGAGGGACGUUCCCAGGGAAUGUCCCAUGAGUGUGGUGAGUGAACUCACCUGUACUGGCGAGUUCCUGCAGGCUACUAGCUGAGCUCAGGUUCUGGGUUCAUUCCGUUCUGUCAGUACUGGGCUUAUGUAUGUGUGAGCGCUCUCGUGUGUGUGUGUGUGUGUGUGUGUGUGUGUGUGUGUGUGUGUGUACCGAAGGACCACUCUUUUCUGGAGAUCUCUUGACCCUUAGCACUGGAAGGGACCUUAAAGGCAUCGAAUCUGGUGUGCCCACUAUACAGGUGUGAAAAACUGAGGUUCAGAGAGAAGGCAUCUGCCUGCCCCCAUCCUUCUCCCUUCCAUGUUUGGCCUGCUUUCAUUGCCCAGGGGUCCUGAUAUAAAUGCUCUCCCUCCUAGCACCCUCCUGCCCUCCUCUCAAACAUCCCAUUCCCCCCAUCUCAGCCCAGUUCUUCGGGAAGGGGACUGCUCUAGGGCAUCCCCAACCGUUAUCCCCCUCUGCCCCAUGGAAGUCCGAUCAUCAAAUGUUUAUCCCCAGUCCAUAAGGGACAGGAAAGUAGGGACUGUUCCUUCCCUAGCACCCCAUAGAUGGAGGAAAGCCAAUCCUCCCCAUAUGCCCAGACCCACUCGUCUGCCCCACCCACCCUGCCACCGAUUAAAAGCACAACAGGGUGACACGCGUGGGUCUCUCGCGACCCCCGCCUCACCCCUUUGCCUUGCUCUCUUGUCUCCACCCAGCCUCUGUUACCCACCACCCAUCUUUCUCUCUUCCACAAACCCCAAAAUGUAACCUCUAGUUGCGGACGCGGUUGUUUCAAUCAAUAAAGAUGCAGUGUUCUAGAA